Meloidogyne enterolobii is the source of this 1393-nucleotide messenger RNA. Lineage: Eukaryota; Metazoa; Nematoda; Chromadorea; Rhabditida; Meloidogynidae. The record is from the annotation of a GenBank genome assembly.
AGAAUGAAUGAAGAAAAUAUUUUUUACAACAAUCCUUCAACCAUUUCCUCACUUCAUCAUUCAACAACAACCUCCUCCUUCAAAUCACUUAUAGACACAGCUUCUUUAUUUUUGUUUGAAGACAGCAAUAAUAAUAUUGGCAGUAAUCCCGAUGCCGUUAUAAAUACUUCAGUUAAUUCUACUUCAAAUUCAAUUAUAAAUGAUACCUUUGGCGCUGAUGCUGAAGGGGGUGGUGCUAUGUCUAAAUGUCUUUAUGAUGAACCCCCUCUAACUAAAUUACGCUUCGUUAUUGUUACAUGUAUUGGCACAAGUAUAGCACUUUGUUCUAUUCUCGAGAAUUCCUUUUUCUUUUAUUUGUUUUCAACACGCAAACACCAUCGUCACUCUUUCAAUUGUUAUAUGAUGUUUAUUGCCCUUUUUGAUAUUCUUAUUAGCAGUUCUUACAUUUUUCUAAUGUCAAUGAAUGUUUUGAUGGAUUUUUUACAGUCAUUAACACUAUUUAGGAUAUGGCAUUAUUACAUGGUGCCGAUGAUUACUGUCUCUCAUUGUGCAAUAACUUCAGGCUCAUUCCUAAUUCUUGCAGCAACGAUUGAACGCUUCUUUUUAACAGCAAAUUCAAGAUAUAUUCGUGUAAUCCAAAGAAAUAGAAAAUAUGUAAUUUUAUUUGCGAUCCUGAUGGGGAUUCUUUCUAAAGUUACUAUUUGCUUGGAAUUUAAGAUCUCUUAUCGAAAUGAAUGUGCUGAUACAAUGUCUGAAAUAGAUAUUGGAUUUGCAGAUUUUGUUUUUGAUACAGACUACCAUUUGUAUUUUCGUUUCUACUACCGCAAUUUUGUAACAAUCUUCUUUCCAUUCUUUGCACUUUUAUUUCUCAAUUUUAAAAUUAUUCACGUUCUGGCAAGAUAUGAAAAAGAAAAUUAUCAGUUUCAACUGCUCAAUUCAUCUACGGCUACCGCUAAACAAAUUAAAAGAAAGAAAAUAACUAGAGCAGCAACAAUUACAACAAUUUUGGUUGUCUGUACAUACCUUGUUUCGAACAUUAUUAGCGUCGCACUUACUACAUGGGAACAUAUUGAUAAGGAUUCCCUUAUGUCUGAUUAUCUACAGUAAGUUUAUUAUUAUUUUAAAUACCUAGUAGUUGAUUAUCUUGGGAUAAUCAUAUAGACAAUAUGUCUUAAUAUCAGUUAUAAUAUUUGUUUAUUUUUGUGACUGAAAUGGGAUUUUAUUUAGUCCUGGACCGCUCUGAAAUUGGAUCUAUUCGUAUAUCCGCCUGUUUUCAAUUGUUUUCGUUUCCCUAUACAUAUUUCUGUCCACAGCUAUUUCGACACCUAGAGGGGCACAUACGACUCAGCUCGAGGAUCCGAAGGAUAACUAAAUCGACUCAUUCGGAACAGCC